Molecule: messenger RNA, 1776 nt
Organism: Sesamum indicum (sesame)
Lineage: Eukaryota; Viridiplantae; Streptophyta; Magnoliopsida; Lamiales; Pedaliaceae
Gene: GPAT4
Product: glycerol-3-phosphate acyltransferase 4
Biological process (GO): cutin biosynthetic process
Cellular component (GO): membrane
Molecular function (GO): glycerol-3-phosphate 2-O-acyltransferase activity; phosphatase activity
Source: RefSeq, a predicted model, not a curated record
GAGAGAGAGAGAGAGAGAGAAUGGCUUCUGCGGCUGCUGUGGCCGCGCGUUUUCCGUCGAUUGAGAAAUGCGACACCUCUGGUGAGAAUCGUCGCUCUAUAGCGGCGGACCUGGACGGGACCUUACUCAUCUCCCGUUCCUCCUUUCCUUACUUCAUGCUCGUUGCCAUCGAAGCCGGCAGCCUUCUCCGCGGCUUGAUCCUCCUCUUAUCGUUUCCCCUCAUCGCCGUCGCCUACAUCUUUGUUUCUGAGUCCCUUGCUAUCCAGAUGCUGAUUUACAUUUCCUAUUCAGGACUCAAAGUUCGCGAUAUCGAGCUUGUGUCGCGUGCAGUGCUGCCGCGGUUCUACGCUAAUGAUGUUAGGCCUGAGAGUUAUGAGGUUUUCGACAAGUGUGACAGGAAAGUGAUUAUAACGGCGAACCCUACGAUAAUGGUUGAGCCGUUCGUGAAGGAGUAUUUGGGGGGAGAUAAGGUGGUUGGCACGGAGAUUGAGGUGGAUCCGAAGACGAAGAAGGCAACAGGAUUCGUGAAGAAGCCUGGGGUGUUGGUAGGGAAAUGGAAGAAGUUGGGGGUGCUGAAGGAGUUUGGAGAGGAGAAGCCGGAUAUUGGGAUUGGAGAUCGGGAGUCUGAUCAUGAUUUCAUGUCCAUUUGCAAGGAGGGAUAUAUGGUGCACCCUAGCAAAUCAGCUAAACCGUUGCCACUUGAUCGCCUGAAAAGCCGACUGAUCUUCCAUGAUGGCCGAUUAGUCCAGUGCCCCACUCCACUCAAUGCACUAAUCACCUACAUUUGGCUCCCAUUUGGAUUCAUUCUCUCCUUAAUCCGUGUUUACUUCAACCUCCCUCUACCGGAGCGCAUUGUCCGUUACACCUACCCCAUGCUCGGUAUUAACCUUGUGAUCAAGGGCAACCCACCUCCUCCUCCCUCCGCCGGCUCCCCUGGCAAUCUCUACGUGUGCAAUCAUCGCACGGCCCUCGACCCAAUCGUCAUUGCAAUCGCGCUGGGGCGCAAAGUUUCAUGCGUGACAUAUAGUGUCAGCAAGCUCUCAAGGUUCCUCUCUCCAAUCCCAGCUGUGGCCUUGACACGUGAUCGUGAGGCCGAUGCUGCUAGAAUCAAGGCAUUGCUCCAGAAGGGCGACCUAGUUGUGUGCCCUGAGGGGACAACGUGCAGGGAGCCGUAUCUGCUCAGAUUCAGUGCUUUAUUUGCAGAAUUAAGUGACCGGAUCGUACCUGUUGCGGUGAACCUUAAGCAGAACAUGUUCCAUGGCACAACAGUACGAGGUGUCAAGUUUUGGGAUGCUUAUUUCUACUUCAUGAACCCCAGGCCGACAUACGAGAUCACGUUUCUCGAGAGGUUGCCAGAGGAGAUGACAUGCAAGGGGGGUGGGAAGUCGUCGAUUGAGGUGGCCAAUCAUGUGCAGAGGAUCUUGGCUGGUGCUCUUGGAUUUGAGUGCACUCAGUUGACUAGAAAGGAUAAGUACAUGCUGCUUGGUGGGAAUGAUGGUAAGGUGGAAUCAAUAUACUCCAAAAAAUGAAAUCAGAGGGUCAAAGAUGAAGUUAAUGAUGAGUGCAGGAAGGUCUUUAGGUCGUAUCUGUGAGGCUGAGGCGGACCGGGGGGUCAGAUAUUAUUUUGUCCACAAUUAAUAAUUGUGUAUGAAGCAAUUUUAUGAUGCAUUGAACUCUCUCUUUUUGUGCAUGAAUGGAGUCGUUUAGGGUAUAUGGUUGAUGCUGGUUGUUCUUGCAGUAAAUUAUUUUCAUUUUAUGAAAAAUAAGUAGUCUAUC